AUGGAAGACUCAAGAUGUCUCACAGACACACACUCUCCUUUCGCCAUCGACGUGUUUAGAGACCAACAAUCAUCUGAGUUCCACCAUGGUACUCAUGGUACUCCAGCAGAUCCUACGAUCGCCACGGUGUCUUCAGAUUUAGAAGCUCUGCUGCCUGCGUCCUACCACACCGCCGACAACAAACAGCUCGAGAUCCCGCACCUCUACUCGGCAGCGCACCUGCAGGCCGAGCUGGGCAUGGCCCAGCUCGACGGCUUCUCGCACUGGUUCUGGCUGCUCAGCUCGCCAGACCUGCCCCGGCCUCUGCACGACUGCGCCUUUCUGGGCCGCCGCAUCCGCGUCACGGAGAGCAUGGACCGCCAUCUCGGCCUCGACAAGACCAACCAGCUCUACCUCAAGCCCAUCCCGCGCCUCAUCCUCGACCCGCGCUUCUGGACAGACGUCCUCCCCACCGCCGUCCCCUGCUCCUGCCCUCUCUCAUGCGAGCAGGAGGAAGACCCCAAGCAUCCGACGCAGGCCUCUGCCCGACAGACGACUGGCACCGCCAACACCACCGCAGAGGACAUCGAGCCCUGCGCCCGCCGCCGCCUGCGCUCCUGCGCCCUGGGCCUGCUCUACUCGUACGCCGCCCUCGUCUCGCACGAGUCCGACUUCCACCUCGCGCGCCGGCACGACCUGCUCCCCGCGGAGCUCUGCUGGCAGGCCUGGCGCGCCCUCGUCGCCCAGCUGCUCGCCGACGGCGGCAUCCGCGACCGUGUCCACCGGCGCUUCCUCUACGGCGAGCUGCGCCUGCGCCGGCUGCGCGAGAUGGGCCAGCUCUGGCGCGGCGGCGUGCUGCGCGUCGUCGUGGGCCGGCUCGACCGCUUCGCCGGCUUCUUCCAGGACAACGUGCGCUGGCUGGCGUCGCUGGUGGCCUUUAUCGCCGUCGUGCUGUCGGCGCUGCAGGUCGGGCUCGAGGUCAAGGCGCUCGAGGACGACCCGGCCUUCCAGGCCUUCUCGUACGGCUUCACCGUCUUCUCGCUCGUGGGGCCCCUGGGCGUCAUGCUGGGCUUCGGCAUCUACUGGGGCCUGUACGUGCCGUACUACCUGGCGCUGAACCUGCUUGCUGUCAGGAGGGGGGAGAAGAGGGCGAGGAAAUCACUGCGGGAGAAGGGGGCCGAUGAUGUGUAA
Molecule: messenger RNA, 1170 nt
Organism: Thyridium curvatum
Lineage: Eukaryota; Fungi; Ascomycota; Sordariomycetes; Thyridiales; Thyridiaceae
Exons: 1
Coding region: 1-1170 (389 amino acids)
Source: RefSeq, a predicted model, not a curated record